AUGACCGUCACCUACACGGCCCGCGUGGCGAACGCGCGCUUCGGCGGCUUCUCGCAGCUGCUGCUGCUGUGGCGGGGCAGCAUCUACAAACUGCUGUGGCGGGAGCUGCUCUGCUUCCUGGCGCUCUACCUGGUGCUGAGUGCCGCCUACCGCUUCGUGCUCAGUGAAGGGCAGAAGCGCCACUUCGAGAAGCUCGUCAUUUACUGCGACCAGUACGCCAGCCUCAUCCCCAUCUCCUUCGUGCUCGGCUUCUACGUGACGCUGGUGGUGAACCGCUGGUGGAACCAGUACCUGUCCAUGCCGCUGCCGGACGCGCUCAUGUGCGUGGUGGUGGGCACGGUGCACGGGCGCGACGAGCGCGGCCGCCUCUACCGGCGCACGCUGAUGCGCUACGCGGGGCUCUCGGCGGUGCUCAUCCUGCGCUCCGUCAGCACCGCGGUCUUCAAGCGCUUCCCCACCAUGGACCAUAUAGUGGAGGCGGGAUUUAUGACCCGCGAGGAGCGCAAGAAGUUCGAGAACCUGAACUCGUCCUACAACAAGUUCUGGGUGCCCUGCGUCUGGUUCUGCAACCUGGCGGCGCAAGCCCGGCACGAGGGCCGCAUCCGCGACAACAGUGCCUUCAAGCUGCUUCUCGAGGAGCUGAACAUGUUCCGGGCCAAGUGCGGCAUGCUCUUUCACUACGACUGGAUCAGCGUACCUCUCGUCUACACCCAGGUGGUGACCAUCGCAGUGUACAGCUACUUCCUGGCUUGCCUCAUCGGUCGCCAGUUCCUGGACCCGGCGCAGGGCUACAAAGACCACGACCUGGACCUGUGCGUGCCCAUCUUCACGCUGCUCCAGUUCUUCUUCUAUGUGGGCUGGCUCAAGGUAGCCGAGCAGCUCAUCAACCCCUUCGGAGAGGACGACGACGACUUUGAGACCAACUUCCUGAUCGACCGCAACUUCCAGGUGUCGAUGCUGGCGGUGGACGAGAUGUACGACGACCUGGCCGUGUUGGAGAAGGACGUGUACUGGGACGCGGCCAAUGCUCGCGCCCCCUACACGGCGGCCACCGCCUUCUUGCUGCAGCAGCCCUCCUUCCAGGGCUCCACCUUUGACAUCACGCUGGCCAAAGAGGACAUGCAGUUCCGGCGGCUGGACGGCGCGGACGCGCCUCUGGGCGAGGUGCCCGGCGACUUCCUGCAGCGCCUCCUGCCGGCGGGCGCGGGUACUGCCGGGGGCCUGCUGGGCCGGCGCCUGUCGCUGCUGCGUCGCAAGAACAGCUGCGUGUCCGAGGCGUCCACCACCGCCUGCUGCGCGUGCGCCGCCGCCCCCGACGGCGCGGCCCCGGAGUGCCGCUGCGGGGACUUCCUCCUGGACCCUCGCUGGCGGGAGUCCGAGCCCGAGUCCCUCGCGGGCCUGGAGCCACCCGCGCCCGCGCUGGCACCAGCCCCCGAGCCCUGCUCGGUGGGGUCCGUGCCCGGGUCCCGGGGGCCGGCGCCGUCCUGGCUGCCCAGCCCCAUUGGGGAGGAAGAGGAGUCUCUAGCUUGACCCCCUCGGGUUCCAGAACCCUCAGGGCGGGGACCCGGCCCCCGUACAGCACGCAGGCCUGCGUAAGCCGGGUGCGGACGCGCCUUCCAGCUCUUCAGCCGGCUACCUGCUCCCUGCGCCCUCGCCAUCAGUCCUUUGGCCCGGGAUCCUGGAGCCGCCCGUGGGCCAGGCCCUGUGCCAGCUCGACUUCUUACUUCCUGGUGCCUGAAAGACCGCCAUCCUGCCUUUACUCUUCCGUGGAAAUGGAGAUUUGAAUGCCUACCUCAUUGGAUUGUCAUGAGAAUGAAAUAAAAGUACCGCUAGCCU
Molecule: messenger RNA, 1836 nt
Organism: Choloepus didactylus (southern two-toed sloth)
Lineage: Eukaryota; Metazoa; Chordata; Mammalia; Pilosa; Megalonychidae
Gene: BEST2
Product: bestrophin 2
Exons: 9
Coding region: 1-1530 (509 amino acids)
Molecular function (GO): chloride channel activity
Source: RefSeq, a predicted model, not a curated record